AUGGCUCCGUUCCCCGCACCUUCCCGCAGGCAGUUCCCGGCGUCCUGGCCAGAGGCGGCCGUGGUUACGUCGCCCGUCCACCGUGCGGGAGCCAGGGGCAGGGGGUGCAGCGGGACGAGAGCAGAGUGCCGGCCAGGCCGAGAGGCUGGCAGCCUGGCGGGAGGGGAAUUUCCCGCGGCUGACGUAGGCCGGCGCAGCCUUCAAGCCGGAGGCGUGGGGCGGGGCGUCCUAGCUGUCGUAGCGCGCGCGACCGCCCCCAGUGCCCCGCCCUGCCCGCCCCCGCUCGUUCUCACCAUCCGCCCCGGCGAAUACGCCCCCGGCGCUGCUGUGGCGAAGGGCUUGGGCGGGGGUCGAGGGAGCGGGAGCUUGGAAUGGGCUUCGGGAGCGCAGGGAACGGCGGGAGCCGGAAGGUCGCAGCGUGAGAAGGCCGCCGGCUCCCGAGAAAUCCCCCUCCUCCAGAUGAAGUAUUCGGGGUUCAGAGAAGUUACUUCAACAUACAGCGCUUCCGAAUGCUGGAGAGAGUUCAAUUUUACGGUUGGAAGGAACCCUAUAGAUCAUUUAGUUCAUCUCCCUCAUUUUACACAUGAGGAAAAUGAGGCACGGAAAGUGUGGUUUUGUCCUGUUGGAUCAAUUAUCUAACCUGGGCCUGGACUCCAUCUACCACUGUCCUGCCUGGUUCACUGCAGCUCACUUCAUCUUCCUGUGCCUUCUCUGAAAGGCCCCCUCCAAAAGUUUCCUGGGUAUGUCCCCUCAAGGUACAUACCAUGCCUACAUUCCCACCUGUAGUAUUCUGACUGAGCCACCUCAAAACUCACUGGUAAUGCUGCACACAUUCUGUGCCCAUCUUCCCAGACCUCCCUCCCCAAAUCCGGCCACAGUUGCCUGACUAUCUGGUAUAACUGUCGUAGUCUUUAAAGGGUGAUUU
This is a messenger RNA of Rhinopithecus roxellana (golden snub-nosed monkey), 925 nucleotides long. RefSeq lists its product as uncharacterized. The record is from RefSeq and is a predicted model, not a curated record. Bases 1 to 639 code for a protein of 212 amino acids. The transcript is spliced from 5 exons. Lineage: Eukaryota; Metazoa; Chordata; Mammalia; Primates; Cercopithecidae.